AUGUCGACAGCUUAUGGUAAAAUUCCCAAGCCUGAGGCUGCAGUCUCCAUUGACGCCAUCUUGCCCAUCACAAAAAAACUAAAGAAUGGCAAGAACGCCUACUUGCAAGCGAUCGAUACAACCAAUCAGCCAUUGGUGACACAUUUGCAAGCCUUGUUCAAUCAAGCGAUCGAAGAUGGAUCCACAUAUCCUCAGGAAUAUCCUCUGGGCGAACAACAAUUUAUGGAUUACUUUUUAGGCUACGACGCCUUUGUAUUGGCCACAGAAAUUAUUGACCGUAACAAAGACUAUGACUUUGACAAUGUGGUUAUUGGCAUGUAUUAUGUCAAGCCCAAUUACCCAGGACGAUGUUCUCACAUCUGCAAUGCUGGAUUCAUUACCAGCAUCAGUUUCCGUGGCCAAGGAGGUGGUAUGGCAAUGGGCGAAACCUUGCUAACGACCGCACCUGCCCUUGGUUACAAAGCUUCGGUAUUCAAUCUCGUCUUUGUGAAUAAUGAAGCGUCUAUCCGCAUCUGGCGAAAACUCGGGUUUCAGGAAGUAGGACGCAUUCCUCAGGCAGGACGAUUGAAAAAUUCGCCAGAUCAACUCGUCGACGCUCUUAUUUUUUACAACGAUUUCUCAAAGAACAAUGCCUUGCCCAAAUAA
Messenger RNA from Radiomyces spectabilis, 645 nucleotides. RefSeq lists its product as uncharacterized. The coding region runs from base 1 to 645 and encodes 214 amino acids. The record is from RefSeq and is a predicted model, not a curated record. Lineage: Eukaryota; Fungi; Mucoromycota; Mucoromycetes; Mucorales; Radiomycetaceae. The transcript is spliced from 5 exons. Gene Ontology annotation, molecular function: acyltransferase activity, transferring groups other than amino-acyl groups.